Molecule: messenger RNA, 866 nt
Organism: Salpingoeca rosetta
Lineage: Eukaryota; Choanoflagellata; Craspedida; Salpingoecidae
Product: RNA polymerase II subunit A domain phosphatase SSU72
Exons: 5
Coding region: 23-850 (275 amino acids)
Biological process (GO): termination of RNA polymerase II transcription
Cellular component (GO): nucleus; mRNA cleavage and polyadenylation specificity factor complex
Molecular function (GO): RNA polymerase II CTD heptapeptide repeat phosphatase activity
Source: RefSeq, a predicted model, not a curated record
GUAAUCCGUAACCCACAAGAGAAUGAGCGACGCAAAGAGGAAGGAAGCGGCAGCGGCGGUGGCGGAGAGCACUGCUGGCGGGGACGACGGCGGGGAGAAUGCGGCCAAACGCAGCAAGCUCAUGGAAGAGUCGGCGUCACAGGCCCCUUCCCCUAUAUCAGAUGCAGCGCCAUCGCCGCAAGCUGCGUCGCCAUCAUCCUUGACAGCAUCGUCCACAACACAACUGGCAUCAGCCCAGGAUGAACGCGCCAGCGAUUCUGAGCCCUUGUACAGAUUCAGAUAUGCAGUUGUCUGCAGCAGCAAUCAAAAUCGCAGCAUGGAAGCACAUCUCUUUCUCAAGCAGCGAGGAUUUAACGUGGAGUCAUAUGGCACGGGGAGCUGUGUGAAGAUUCCUGGCCCCUCGAUUGACCGCCCAAACGUCUUUGAGUUUGAUUCUAUCUCCUACGAUGAGAUGUACAAACAACUGGAGGCCCAAAACAAAGCCCUGUACCAGCAAACGGGGAUGUUGGCCAUGCUUGACCGUAACCGCAAGAUCAAGCGCAACCCAGAAAAGUUCCAGCGGGCAACAGACAAGCGCUUUGAUAUCAUCUUAACCUGCGAGACGCGCAUCUUCGAUGAAGUCGUCAGAGACUUGCAACAACGGGACAACACGACGGGCGAGCUUGUUCACAUCUGUAACUUGGACAUCAAGGACACACACGAGUGCGCCACGCAGGGCGCCCUCAACUUUGUACACCUCGCACAACUGAUGGAGGCGACGGACGAUCUGGACGAGGAGGUGGAGGCGGUCAUUGCGCGGUUUGAGGACGACACAGGGGAGGAGCUCAUGCACAGCGUUGCUUUCUAUUAAAUGACAUGACAUCCAA